Messenger RNA from Diospyros lotus (date-plum), 517 nucleotides. RefSeq lists its product as uncharacterized. Gene Ontology annotation, biological process: endoplasmic reticulum unfolded protein response. The transcript is spliced from 3 exons. Gene Ontology annotation, cellular component: endoplasmic reticulum. The record is from RefSeq and is a predicted model, not a curated record. Bases 156 to 362 code for a protein of 68 amino acids. Lineage: Eukaryota; Viridiplantae; Streptophyta; Magnoliopsida; Ericales; Ebenaceae.
CGGGCACGCGUUCUCUUCCUCCAUAAACGUGACCACGGGCACGCGUUUUCCAUAAGAGAAAGGAAAGAAAGCCUCCAUCUUCGAUCCAGAAUCUCUCUCUCUCUCUCUCUCUCUCUCUCUCCCCCCAUCGCCGGCUGCAGAUCUGUGUUUCAACCAUGACUACCUCAAGGCGGCUUGCAGAUCGGAAGGUGGAGAGAUUUGAGAAGAACAUCAAGAAGAGAGGCGCGGUGCCUGAAACAACAACAAAGAAAGCAAGUUCUUAUCCAGUGGGUCCUGUUGUGCUUGGUUUCUUCGUAUUUGUUGUCAUUGGAUCCUCUCUGUUUCAGAUAAUCCGGACGGCAACUAGUGGAGGCAUGGCUUGAAUAAGGAGUUUACUCUUUGAGAGCUUUGUUCAAUCUCUUGUUUUGUGUGGAAUCAACUCUUUUGUCUUGUGUAGCAAGAGAUCAUGUAAUGCUAUGCAGUAUGCACAUUGUUUCUUUUUUACAGAAGCAAGAUGACUUAACUUCCUGCUGAUCUA